AUGAGGCUGGACCUGGCAGAGCCGGCCCCGCAGGGCCAGCAGGAAAGCCCGUCUUCAAGGAAGCGGGAAGCAGGUGACGGGGUCGGUGAACGCUCCCCCUUUGGAUGGUUCAGGAGCACAAGGCGUAACUUCCUAGCUCCUUCCCACAGGGAAAGACACGGGGAGCCGGGUGCGACCAGGCCUGGGGCGUGUGGCCCCGAGAGCCCGCUGGGGGCUAAGGAGGACGGGGGGCGGGAAAGCCACGUGGCUGCGGAGCAGCUGAAAGGCGUCGGGGCGACUGAGGAACGGAGGCUGACGGGGUUUACUGCGAGCCACAUCCAACUGGCCACAACUUCCGGGCAGACCCGAGCAGCAGCAGCCACCCUGGACGGGGCCACGGCACCCUGGGAGUGCCGGCAGGGACAGACAUGCCCGCCAACAAGCCCGUCCCUCACCCUGCGGUGCUGCUUCCUCUUCGAGGAGCAGGGCGGGCUGGCUCGGGAAAUGGGAGAUGUCCGGGAACCCCGGCCUGCUGGGGCCACGGCGGGAGGGGCGGUGGAGGAGGAAAAGGACCUUGCUCCCCAUGAUUUUGCUCCACGGACAUCAAACCCCAGCAGCCCUGCUGUGAGGCACCAAGGAAAUCACCCCCAGCCCGAGGUGCCAGAGGACGGCGAGGCUGGGGCUCAGCGACCUCCCCCAACCCCCGAGAACCAGCCCCAGCCGCGGGUCCCCUCGGCCCGGCCCGCCCGGUCCCGCAGUUGCCCCGGCGACGGGGAGAGGGUCCCGGGGCCGAGGCCUCCCCGCGCCCCCGCCCCGCCGGGAACUUUCCUGCCCGAAGUUUCCCCGCCCGCCGCCCGGCCCAGGCCCAGGCCCGCGGCGCGCCCGCCCGAGCCCGGGGUCCGCGGGGUCCGCGCGGGGCUGCAGGUGGGCCCCGGCCGCCACGCCGCGCCCCCGGCCCGCGGCCCAGGCCCGGCCGGCCCGCCGGUGCCAGGGGGCCCUUCCUGGGUGACGCGGGCGGCGGGCGGCGGGCGGGGGGCCGGGCGCCCGGGGCGGCGCGGGCGGGGGUCGCGGGGGGUCGCGGCGGGCGCUCACCUGGACGCGGGGUCCCCUCGGGCGCCCGCCGCGCCGCUCUUGCCCGCCCCCCGCCCCUCCCCUCCCCUCCCCUCGGGCCUUGCGACCCGCUUGACACCGAGGCGGAAGUGCGGGCCGGCCGCCUCGCCCGACCGACAGGCCGUCCCGCCACUCGCGGGGCCCGGCGCCGUCGCGUCGGCGGCCGCUGGCCCAAUCACCGCCCGGCCCGGGGGCCGCGCAGGGAGGCGGGACUAUGCUAAUCGUCUCGCUGAAGCGAUACUGCCCCGGCGGCGCAGGGAGCAGAGGGAGGGGAAGGGCGUGGCUGGAGAGGCGAGUUUACAAACAGUGAGGCAGGUGGCCCGGCGCGGGGACGCUCUCUGCCGGCCGCGAGCCCAGCCCUCGGCUCGGGGGAUCUGGAGGUGGUGGGAGGAGCUGCGAGCGCCCCGGCUCCCAGGCGCCCUCAGCGCGAGAAUCCUCCCGGGCUCCCCCUCGUCCCAGCAGUACCGAACGCCGGCCGUCCUCCCCGGAUCCGGCUGCACUUCCCUCCCCAGCUGCGUCCCGGACCAUUUGUCUCCCGUUUCAAACCGCGUGGCGGCUCCCGUUGGCCUGCGCUUCACCCCUGCCAGCCCUGGGCUUAGCCAGCCUCUCGGCGCCCCGGGCACCCGGACCUCCCUCCGGAGACCCGGCUGCCCCUCGUUCCACGGGAGGCCUGGGUCUGGUUUGGGCGCGAGGCUGCGCGACCCAGGCUGGCUACUCAGAGGCUCAGGAGGCUCGGAGAGCUCAGGCCAGAGGGAGGCCCAGGCCGAAUGUCCCCCGUCCACCAAGACCCCCCAGGACUGGCCCUCCCUGGGCCCCUGCCCGCCGGCCUGGAACGGCUCUCCUGCCUCCCCAGAGGAGGGGCCUCCAGUGGGGCCGUGGGCGCUGCGGACGGGAGCAGGCCCGGGUCACCUCUGCAGAAGCUCGGGGCCUUCUGUAAUUACUGGGGCGCGCGUGAGUGAAGGGGGAGCCUGUGUGUCGGGGUGGGCCCAGGAAACCACUGCACCCCGCCGCAGGGGCUGGUCCCCACUGCCUGGUGGGCCCAGUGUCGGCCGAGCCCGGGACGUGCAGGGACUGAAAAGGAGCUCUCCAGCCGCUCCUGAAGGAAGACUGGGAGGGAGGCAGGACCCGGCCUCCGAAACAAAGGCGUUGCCAUGGUUACCGCUGAAGAAGGCGAUUCCAGCCGCCGGUGAAGGAAGGGUGUGGCGCAGGCCCCAGCCAGGGCCGGGGAGGCCGGUUGCCACGGAGACGGCCUGGCGCACUGUGUCCCUCAUUGGGCCGGCCCGGGCCCAGCGCACGGCCCCAGAAGCCCUCCCUCGCCGUCCCUCCCCCCGACAAAUCUCAGAGACCGUGACCCCCUGCGAGGACAUGGGGCGAGGCACCCCUAUCGGGGCUCGCAGGGUCCACACUCAGGAGCGGCUGGCAUGGCUGCCCCGGGAGCAGUGGCACCGCAGCCUGCGCCCCACCAUGGGCCCCAGCCUGGCGCAGCACCUGGGCGCCUCGGCGUUGAGCCUGGACACAGCGGGAGCAGCCAAGGCCCUGCAGGUGGGCACAAGGGUCCCUCGGGCAGCAGGCCAGGGGCAGGCAGUGGCCCGAGGACCUGUCCUGAGUCUGAGAGAGGUGCCCACGGGGCCAGGCUCUGUCUCCUUCUUCUGGAAGUGGCCCCCUCAUCCCCCUGCUAAGGGGUUCACCCACAUCCCCAGUGCCCUGGCCACCCUGAAGGCCCCACACCUACCCAGCCGGCUCCCACGGGGCCCUGACUGUCACCCCGGCCCACCUCUGCCCCCUCCCAGCCUCCCACACCGGCCAGGGUGGCAGAGUGGAUCGCCCAGGCCCAGCCCCCUGCAUGGCAUUGUCACCAGUCACACGCUAGGGCCUGUCACCCCCCUGUCAUCUCAGGAGGGGCCCAGCAGGGGGCUGGGGUCAGGCACUCCUGAAAGGAAGGACCCCCAGGCAUUUGGCAUGCACUGCCCAGAGCCUGAUUCAGUGCUGAGGUCCUCCAGAGGCCCCGGCCUGGGGCUUGGCUCAGGGUCCCCCAAGCGGCACUGCCCUGUGACCUCCCCUGGGUACAGCCACUGCAGGCCCCCUCGACGGUCCUGGAGCUGA
Choloepus didactylus (southern two-toed sloth) is the source of this 3192-nucleotide messenger RNA. Its product is annotated as collagen alpha-1(I) chain-like. The transcript is spliced from 14 exons. The coding region runs from base 1 to 3192 and encodes 1063 amino acids. The record is from RefSeq and is a predicted model, not a curated record. NCBI's taxonomy places the organism in Eukaryota, Metazoa, Chordata, Mammalia, Pilosa, Megalonychidae.